CACUCAACUAUAGGCUAGUAGUAUAAAAUAUUGGUCCUUUGAGUCCCUACCUCAAUGGUCUUCUGUACAAAAGGCAAAACCCUUGUGCAUCACAGCAGAGAGAACCAAUCCCCCAAAGCUCAACUGAGCAGCGCAAGAUCUGUUUGUGCUAAUCACUAAGGGACUUCGAUACCCUCUCUUGCCGGCAAUGGCAUCCAGCUACUACUAUUUAUGCACAAUCAUAUUGAUUUUUCUAUACGUUUCCGCUACUGCCGCUGCUGAUUCAAUUCAAGGAUGUGGGGGAUUUGUCGAGGCGAAUUCGGAACUGAUCAAGUCAAGGAAGUCAAGUGAUCCGAAAUUGGAUUAUUCUAAUAUCAUUGUUGAGCUUCGCACAUUGGAUGGCUUGGUGAAGGAAAGAACGCAUUGUGCCCCUAAUGGUUAUUACUUCAUUCCAGUGUAUGAUAAGGGUUCUUUCUUGAUCAAAGUCAAUGGACCGGAGGGAUGGUCAUGGGAUCCUGAACAAGUACCUGUUGCAAUUGAUCAUACUGGCUGCAAUGGCAACGAAGAUAUAAAUUUUCGGUUCACGGGGUUCACUGUAUCUGGACGAAUCGUGGGAAAUGUUGGUGGGGAGAGCUGCUCUCUGAAAGAUGGAGGCCCAUCAAAUGUGAAUGUUGAGCUAUUGUCUCCCACAGGUGAUGUUGUGUCCUCUGCAUCCUCAACACCCAGAGGAACAUACUCCUUCACAAACGCUAUACCCGGGAAGUACAAAUUACGUGCAUCACGUCAUGACUUGAAUGUUCAAGUUAGAGGAUCGGCCGAGAUUGAGUUGGGUUUCGAAAAUAGAAUAUUGGACGACUUCUUCUUUGUACCUGGUUAUGAUAUUCGUGGAUCUGUGGUUGCUCAGGGAAAUCCCAUAUUGGGAGUUCACAUCUACUUAUACUCAGAUGAUGUCACAAAGGUUGAUUGCCCUAAGGGCUCCAAAAAUUCACCUGGUGAUCCAGGAUUAGGAGAAGCACUUUGCCACAAUGUGACAGAUGCUAAUGGAAUCUUCUCGUUGAAAUCCAUUCCUUGUGGGGUUUACAAGCUUAUACCCUUCUACAAGGGUGAAAACACAGUUUUUGAUGUUUCACCUUCUUCGAUGUCGAUAUCUGUUCAGCAUGACCAUGUAGUAGUGCCGGAAAAGUUUCAGGUCACUGGAUUUUCUGUUGGGGGUCGUGUGGUUGAUGGAGAUGAUAAUGGCAUUGAGGGUGUUGAAAUUUUAGUUGAUAGACAAAAAAAAUCUAUCACUGAUAAAGAAGGGUAUUACAAGCUUGACCAGGUCACGUCUAAACGAUACACAAUAGAAGCAAAGAAGGCGCACUACAGAUUUGACAGGCUCGUUGACUUUUUGGUAUUGCCUAAUAUGGCUUCUAUCUCUGACAUCAAAGCUGCAUCAUAUGAUGUAUGUGGUGUUGCACAAACAGUUAGUUCCGAAUUCAAAGCCAAGGUAGCUCUGACUCAUGGCCCACAAAACGUCAAACCUCAAGUGAAACUUACUGAUGAGAGUGGCCAUUUUUGCUUUGAGGUUCCUCCUGGUGAUUAUCGCUUAUCUGCAAUCCCUGCAAAACUUGAGAACGCUAAAGAGCUUCUAUUUUCUCCUUCUCAUAUUGAUGUUUCAGUCAGGAGUCCGAUAUUGGAUGUCAAAUUCUAUCAGGCACAAGUAAGUAUACAUGGCUCCGUUGUAUGUAAGGAGAAAUGUGGUUCUUCAGUUUCUUUGACUCUUCUGCGCCUGGAUGGGAGAAAUAAAGACGAUAAGAAGACAAUUGGUUUGGCAAAUGAGAGUAAUGAAUUUUUCUUCUCAAAUGUUCUCCCUGGUAAAUACAGGGUUGAGGUAAAAAACAAUUAUCCAACAGCAUCAUCAGGACAAGAUAAAUGGUGCUGGGAGCAGAGUUUUAUCGAUUUAGAAGUUGGCGCUGAGGAUGUUAAAGGGGUAGAUUUUGUUCAAAAAGGUUUCUGGGUCAACAUAAUCUCAAGCCAUGAUGUGGAUGGUUUACUGACUCAACCAGAUGAUUCUAGAAUGAACUUGAACAUCAAGAAGGGUUCUCAACACGUGUGUGUAGAAUCUCCGGGAGUGCAUGAACUGAGCUUUCCUAAUUCAUGUAUUUCUUUUGGGAGUUCAUCUGUGAUUAUUGACACACCUAACCUUUCUCCUAUCUAUUUGAAAGGCGAGAGUUAUCUUUUGAAGGGUCACGUCCAUGUUGAAUCAAGCUCAUUUAGUAGCGUUGAGGGCUUGCCUGAGAAUAUACCGCUCGACAUUUUGGACAGUGAAGGUUCUGUUGUUGAUAGUCUAAUGGCAAGACGUGUGCCUUACGGAGUUGAUCAAUCGAGUGCAGCCAUCUACGAAUUUUCCAUGUGGGCUAGUCCUGGAGGAAAAUUUACUUUUGUUCCUCGAGAUGCACGGGAUGAUGGAAGGAAAAAAAUAUUAUUUUAUCCCACACAGCAGCAUGUUGCCGUGAUGCAAGAUGGCUGCCAAUCUUCAAUUCCUCCUUUUACUGGUCGACUUGGGAUGUAUAUAGAAGGAUCAGUUUCUCCCCCUCUCAAUGAUGUUGUUGUCAAAAUAAUUGCUGGAGGAGACAGCCAAAGUGCUCCACUUAAGCAAGGCGAUUUAGCACUUGAAACUACCACAGGGACAGAUGGGUUAUAUGUCGCAGGGCCUCUAUAUGAUGAUAUAAGUUAUAGUGUUGAAGCUUCAAAGCCUGGCUACCAUGUAAAGCAAGCUGGACCUCAUUCCUUUUCUUGUCAGAAACUGGGCCAAAUUUCAGUGCGUUUAUAUUCUAGAGAAGAUGCCAAUGAGCCUUUUCCGUCAGUUCUCUUAUCAUUAAGUGGAGAAGAUGGUUACAGGAACAAUACAGUAUCAGGUGUUGGUGGGAUUUUUGUAUUUGGAGACUUAUUUCCAGGGAGUUUCUAUCUCCGACCCUUGCUUAAGGAAUAUGCUUUCUCCCCUCCAGCAGAGGCAAUCGAACUUGGUUCUGGAGAGUCAAAGGAAGUCGUCUUUCAUGCAACGCGUGUUGCAUACAGUGCCAUGGGAGUUGUUACACUCUUGUCUGGUCAGCCAAAAGAAGGUGUUUCAGUAGAAGCUCGAUCCAAGUCAAAAGGCUUGUAUGAGGAGACAGUAACAGAUUCAACAGGAUUUUACCGAUUGAGAGGACUCCUACCUGAUACUACUUAUGUGAUUAAAGUAGCAAGGAAAGUUGCAUCUGGUGGAGCUACGAUUGAGCGUGCAUCUCCCGAGUCUCUGACCGUUCAGGUUAGAGCUGAGGACUCUAGGGGAUUGGAUUUCAUAGUAUUUGAACAGCCAGAGAGGACAAUUUUAAGUGGCCAUGUUGAAGGGCAUAGAAUCAAAGAGUUUAACUCACAUGUCCAUGUGGAGAUCAGAUCUGCUGCUGAUCCGUCGAAGAUUGAGUACAACUUCCCACUUCCCCUCUCAAACUUUUUCCAGGUGAAGGACUUGCCUAAGGGUAAGCACCUUGUGCAGCUCCGAUCAUCUCUGCCUUCAAGCACCCACAAAUUUGAAUCAGAUGUUAUUGAGGUUGAUUUAGAGAAAAAUUCUCAAAUUCAUGUGGGUCCGCUCAAGUACAAGAUCGAUUUCAAUCACCAGAAACAGGAUUUAACUCCGGCUCCUGUGUACCCUCUGUUUGUUGGAGUUUCUGUAAUUGCGCUUUUCAUUGGGAUGCCAAGAUUGAAGGAUUUAUACCAAGUCAUGAUGGGAAUGUCUUCAUCAGUGUCAGCAAAGAAAGAAGUGAAGAGACCAGUAGUGAGAAAGAAAACAUACUGAGGAUGUACUUGCACCAUUUUUAUAGGUAGGUGACAUGAUCUAUAAGAGCAGAUAUAGUUAUUUCUCGAUCGAUUGAAGCAAAUCUUCGAUGGCACAAGGAUCUCCUCGCCUCACAACAACCUCUAACUACGAUAGAAACCGAUACUGAGUUUUCCAAGGUUGUUAUCACUUGUUAGUUGUUAGCGCUUCAAAUUUUGACCAUUUUAACCUCAAAAUAUUUAUUCCUAUGCCAAUUUUUGGGAUGGUUUCAGUAAUUAUAUAUUUUUGAUUCCAUCCAUAUUUAGCUUUUGUAACUAACCAACUCAUAGUUUUCUUAUCUCUUUCUUUUAGUAUUUUGUUUUGUUACUUGUAAGAGUGUUGAAGAAGAGGAAAAAUGAUACCAAAAUAAAAAUGAAGAAUUCUUGGACGGGGGAAA
This is a messenger RNA of Solanum dulcamara, 4208 nucleotides long. RefSeq lists its product as uncharacterized. Gene Ontology annotation, cellular component: endoplasmic reticulum membrane. The record is from RefSeq and is a predicted model, not a curated record. The coding region runs from base 188 to 3793 and encodes 1201 amino acids. Gene Ontology annotation, molecular function: carbohydrate binding. Lineage: Eukaryota; Viridiplantae; Streptophyta; Magnoliopsida; Solanales; Solanaceae. The transcript has 27 exons.